Drosophila ficusphila is the source of this 1398-nucleotide messenger RNA. RefSeq lists its product as uncharacterized. NCBI's taxonomy places the organism in Eukaryota, Metazoa, Arthropoda, Insecta, Diptera, Drosophilidae. Bases 472 to 1281 code for a protein of 269 amino acids. The record is from RefSeq and is a predicted model, not a curated record. The transcript is spliced from 3 exons.
AUAAUUAAACUAAAACAUUUUGUGAGUACAUACAAGUAGUUUUAACAAGCAAAGAAAAAGUUUCAAUUCUAAUCUUUGGUUCACAUAAAGUUGGGAAGCUAUCCAGUUUUUCUGCGUGUAUCUUUCGUCGCGGACUGUUGCACUCGCUCUAUCAGAGGCACCAUCUUUUCUCACUCGCAUUUGUUGAAUCACUUACUUAAGCUUCCACGUUUUCUUUCCUUAUCCUUUGCGAAUCAGUUAUCGUUAUUCAAUCAAUCGUUGAGCAUCUGCCGCCGCGAACUCCCAAACUCGAAUUCCGCGGAGCGUUAAAGUCGCGCCUCCGUCUUACGCCUUGGUGUUCGGACUAAAUGAAUAUCAUAUCUUGAUUGCCGGAGCGUGGGGCAUGUAAUUCCCCGACUUCGUAGAGCUUACAAAGUGUGCUCCGAGUUUCGGAGCGGCGCUCAGACGAGUUGCAACCGCUCGGGCGACAGCAUGUGGUUGGUGCGGACCUUGUACUUGCUGGGUGUAAUGGCCCUGUUUCCGCUUUUGGGUUACUUCGGGGAAAGUGUCGAUCAUCUGAGCUACGGCGACUUUUACGGCAACGCCAGCGCCAGAAUGCUUCGAUUCCGCGACUUCGAACCUCGUCACCAAAGUGAGCGAAUGGAUCGGGAACUUGCAAUCGAAGGAGAUCAGAAUUCCGAGCUGGAACGCGAGGGUCGUGGCUUCCAUUUCCAUGCCAGCGGAGAGGAUGUCAGUGUGGAGCUGGAGUUCAUCGUGCCCUUCAUCAAGGUUCCAGUGAAGAGGAGCAUGAACCUGGCCCGCGACGCCGUCCAAAGUAUCCUCAACUUGAGAACCGGAGCUCUGAUCAACACGGCAGUCGUAGUGGCCGCUGGAGCAGUGAUUGCAGCAGUGGUACGACUACUCAUAGCUCCACUCGUUAUCACUUCUAUUGGGAACGGAUAUGGCUAUAAGUCCGAGACAGGCAGAGACAUGCGUCGCCUGACUGAUGUGGUGGAGUCCCAACUGGAGGAGCACAACAUCGACAUGUCUGUCUGUGUGCAACGGAUGAUCUGCCAGUAUCUGCAGAGGAACAUAUCUUCUGGCUAUGCCAGGGUUCUGAAUGUUCUGACCAGCUCUUCCUGGCUUCACUCUUUUGUCGAUGGAACUGCAGUUUUCCAUGCCAUCCAAACCGCAAGGAGCAGUCGCAAUUGCGUUCACACUUAUCGCAGCUGUAGGUGGCCCAGUCACUUAAACUGGAAACCGGGAGGCUUAUCACAAAUAUUUAAGUUUUUUAAUGGAUAGUCUGUUAGCAUUGUUUCAACAUAAAAUAGCUUACAGUUGCUAGUUUAUUUGUUCUUAGUUCUAGAAUAGAAAGUAAUGUUCUUGAGAUUAAAACUGAGAAAUAUAUUUAUAAUAUUA